Cyclocybe aegerita is the source of this 468-nucleotide messenger RNA. NCBI's taxonomy places the organism in Eukaryota, Fungi, Basidiomycota, Agaricomycetes, Agaricales, Hemipholiotaceae. The record is from the annotation of a GenBank genome assembly.
AUGGCCAGCUCACGUUCGGAAGAUGCUGUUUACAGCGGCUACCUAAUGGCGGUGGACGACUUCAAGACCUUCUUCGCUACUGUUGAGCCUUCUUUUGCCGGGAGGCCCUUCGACGACCAUGUCUUUGGCUACGACUCCUGGAGACGGCGCCUCCCAAAGGCGGAUCGAGCUAGAGUGCCCAGGCUUCGACUGGUUCCGCUUCCUGACAUCCCUGCAUUUUGUAUGCCCACUGAUGACAUGGUCGACAAGGCUUUCUUACCCACUCGUUAUGUGCGCUACACUAGCAAGAAACAGUUACGCCACAACGAAAAGAACAGACACCUUUGGGAGGAGAAUGAGAAGGACCGAGCGAAGCUUGAGGAGUUUUCUCGCUUCAUUGCAUCUCUUGGUGGUAAUGUGGAUGUCACGACAGUUGCUGGUUUUGGUUGUUUGAAGGACACGCAUCCGGAUUUCACCCCAGGUUUUUGA